GAAGCUGAGGAAGUGUUAAGUGAAGUAGAAACAAAGAACUAUCCAUCAGAAGUUCGUGAUUGGUUGACGAUGACAUUCACAAGGUCACUGUCAAAUGUGAGAAAAGCCGAAGACAGACUUCACUUCAGAGGGGUGGCCACAGCAAUCAGGGCCGGCAUCGUGGUUGACAGGUUAAUAUAUAGGCGUAUGUCCAGUUCUGUCGGCAUUCACGUCCCUCCUAACGUCCUCCUACAAAUGAAGGACUUGGAUGAUUGGAAUUUCGAUGUUUUCAAAGUCAACGAAAUAGGAGAAGGUCACGCCCUAAAAUACGUUGGAUAUGAGCUCUUUCAGAAGCAUGACCUCAUCAACAAAUUUAAGAUAAGUACAAGUGCUCUUGAUAAUUUUCUUGGUAAAUUGGAACAAGGCUACAGUAAGUAUAACAAUCCAUAUCACAAUCUGGUCCACGGGGCCGACGUUACUCAGACGACACAUUUUGUCAUCAGCAGCACUGAUUUUAUUCUAUGGCUGUCGGAUCUUGAUGUUUUUGCUGUGUUGGUCUCAGCUUUAAUUCAUGAUUAUGAACACACUGGAACGACGAAUGCAUUUCAAGUUAAUACAAAAUCUGAAUUGGCCUAUCUGUAUAAUGAUAGAAAUGUUUUGGAGAAUCAUCACGUCAGUGCAACAUUCAGACUCAUGAAAGAGGAAACGAACAACAUCCUAAUGUCUCUAACAAAAGAAGAGUUCAAGGAAUUUCGGGCACUUGUCAUUGAAAUUGUUCUUGCCACAGACAUGUCAUUUCAUUUUCAGCAGCUAAAAAACAUGAAAAAUUUAUUAACCACACCGGAGAAUAUAGAUAAGCCGAAAGCCUUGUCACUGUUGGUACACUGUGCAGAUAUCAGUCAUCCUGGCAAAAACUGGAGGCUUCAUGAAAAGUGGACCAACCUUCUUGUUGAAGAGUUCUUCAGACAAGGUGAUCGUGAAGCUGAACUGGAUUUGCCAAUAUCACCUCUAUGUGACCGAAAAAACACAAUUGUUGCUGAGUCCCAGAUCGGUUUUAUUGAUUUUAUCGUGGAUCCAAGUUUUCAAGUGUUAGGCGACAUGUUAGACAAAAUAGUAAUUCCUUUAAAAGAACAAAAGCAAGAAUAUGCCUCUGAUGAAAGUAAAAUUUCGACUAACGUUCCUUCAAUCUCGAGUCCUUGGUCUUCUUCAUCUUGUGCGAAAUUCAACGAAGACAUCGGUUGGUUUUGCUUUAGUUAUUUAGCUAUAAAACUAUAA
Molecule: messenger RNA, 1254 nt
Organism: Helobdella robusta
Lineage: Eukaryota; Metazoa; Annelida; Clitellata; Rhynchobdellida; Glossiphoniidae
Exons: 10
Biological process (GO): signal transduction
Molecular function (GO): 3',5'-cyclic-AMP phosphodiesterase activity
Source: RefSeq, a predicted model, not a curated record